AUGGCUGACGAACGCACCCCACUGAUCCAGGUGAUCCAGAUCCGUCCCGCGACACCGCGAUAUUCUCACCACACUCUCCGUCGAUUCUGCUCGUUAGUGCUCACAGUCGUUCCUAUCCUCGUUCUCGCCUCUCUUCUCCUCGGUCUCUUCCUCCCCGAUCAUCUUGAUGAUGGUACAUAUACGCCUUCACCGUAUCUCCCAGGGUCAUCGAAGCACAUACCCCAAUCAUGGCCUCAGAGCAGCGGAUUGAGCUAUGAGGAGCUUGAAGGGAUCCUGAUCGAUAUACCCGACCCGAAGAAGGCGAAAGAGUGGAGUAAAUACUACACUGCUGGACCGCACUUGGCAGGAAAGAAUCUCUCACAAGCAGUCUGGACGAAGGACCGCUGGGAAGAGUUUGGCGUAGCUAGUAAGAUCGUAUCCUAUGAUUGCUACCUAAAUUACCCUGUCGCACACAGACUGGCUCUAUUGGAAAAGAGCAAGAAGAAGCAUGGUCUUUCUACUGAGAAGAAAGAUUCUUGGGAAGUCAAAUUUGAAGCUACGCUCGAAGAGGAUGUUCUUGACGAAGACAGUACAAGCGGUUUGGAGGAUCGCAUUCCCACAUUUCACGGCUAUAGUGCCUCAGGAAACGUUACGGCUCCUUAUGUAUACGUGAAUUAUGGCACCGUCUACGACUACCAGGACCUCGUUGAUGCUAACGUCACUCUCAGUGGCAAGAUUGCUCUUGCUCGAUACGGAGGCGUCUUUCGGGGACUUAAAGUCAAACGUGCUCAAGAGCUCGGAAUGGUUGGAGUAAUUAUGUAUACGGACCCGGGUGAUGACGGUGGCGUUACAGAAGAGAAUGGCGAUAAGCCUUACCCACAUGGUCUUGCGAGACAGGAAAGUAGCGUCCAGCGAGGAAGUGUUCAAUUUUUGAGCAUGGCCCCUGGUGAUCCAACAACACCUGGUUACCCUUCUCUCCCCGGUGCUGAGCGUAAACCUGUUGACCAUGCCAUCCCUUCAAUCCCGUCUCUUCCAAUCUCGUACAAAGAAGCUCUACCAUUAUUGAAGGCGCUCAAUGGCUACGGACCCAAGGCAUCUAAGUUCAAUAAAUUUUGGCAAGGCGGUGGACUCGGUUACAAAGGUGUGGACUACAAUAUUGGACCCACGCCAGAUGAUCUUGUCAUCAACUUGUCCAACGAGCAAGACUAUCAGAUCACUCCUCUAUGGAACGUGAUAGGUAUAAUCAACGGAACGAUAGCUGACGAAGUUAUUGUGCUUGGCAACCACCGAGAUGCAUGGAUUGCUGGUGGAGCUGGCGAUCCGAACAGUGGCUCAGCAGCUAUGAAUGAAGUCGUUAGAAGCUUUGGUACCGCACUCGACGCCGGAUGGAAGCCACUGAGAACCAUUGUCUUCGCCAGUUGGGACGGCGAAGAAUAUGGGCUCAUUGGCUCAACUGAAUGGGUCGAAGAAUACCUCCCCUGGCUCCAAACCUCCACUGUCGCAUACCUGAAUGUUGACGUUGGCACAUCCGGACCACAUCUUCACGUCGCCUCCGCGCCGCUCUUGAACACCGCCUUUGUCUCUACAUUGAGCAAAGUUCAGUCACCCAACCAGACCGUCGUGAACCAGACCCUCGCUGAUCUCUGGGAUGGUAAAAUCGCCACGAUGGGCAGCGGUUCCGACUUCACCGCAUUCCAGGACUUCGCCGGCAUCCCCAGUAUCGACAUGGGCUUCCAGCCAGGCGAACACAGCGCCGUGUAUCACUACCACUCAAACUACGACUCCUUCUCCUGGAUGCAGAAAUUCGGCGAUCCAAGCUUCCAGUACCAUGCCACAAUCGCACGUGUCUGGGCACUGCUCGCGGCGAAACUCGUCGAGACGCCCGUCCUAGCUCUGAACGCAACGGAGUAUGCAACCGGACUCUCGGGCUAUCUCGAGCGCGCCAAGAAGACUGCGCAGAAAGGCACCCCCGCCAAGCACGCGUCCAUCUUCGAGCCGAUAGAGCAAGUCCUGACGUCCCUCUACUCUGCGUCUGUCAAACUGGACCAAUCCGCCGCAGACCUCGGCGAAAGUCUCAAGGACCCCCCGCCAGCGUGGAAAUGGUGGGAGCGUGUCCGGCUGUACUACCUCACCCGCAAAGUGAAUACAAAAUACAAGACGCUCGAGAGACAGUUUUUGCACGAGGAAGGGCUCGACGGAAGGUCUUGGUUCAAGCAUGUCGUUUUUGCGCCCGGGAUCUGGACCGGGUAUGCCGGAGCGACGUUUCCGGGCUUGGUGGAGAGCAUUGAGGCUGGGGAUUGGGAUAAUGCGGAGAAGUGGGUGGGGAUCAUUGUGAAGAAGAUUGAGGCGGCGACUGCGUUGUUGGAUGGGGGCAAGUAGAGAGGACACAUGUGGUGAAUGUUGAUAUAUAUUUGGCUAUCUGGCUGCGAAGAAGAUACAUAUGAGUGUAAAGAAUGAAUCACUCUCGCUUACAUGCAUAGGAUUCACAUAUAAGAUUGUGAUACAAUUGCAAUUUGGAAAAGCUUCCUAGCAUUUAAUAAUGAAACCUGUC
Pseudovirgaria hyperparasitica is the source of this 2530-nucleotide messenger RNA. Its product is annotated as protease. NCBI's taxonomy places the organism in Eukaryota, Fungi, Ascomycota, Dothideomycetes, Acrospermales, Acrospermaceae. The transcript has 3 exons. The record is from RefSeq and is a predicted model, not a curated record. Gene Ontology annotation, molecular function: carboxypeptidase activity. The coding region runs from base 1 to 2358 and encodes 785 amino acids.